Molecule: messenger RNA, 4314 nt
Organism: Pocillopora damicornis (cauliflower coral)
Lineage: Eukaryota; Metazoa; Cnidaria; Anthozoa; Scleractinia; Pocilloporidae
Product: ATP-binding cassette subfamily C member 4
Biological process (GO): transmembrane transport
Cellular component (GO): membrane
Molecular function (GO): ATP binding; ATP hydrolysis activity; ABC-type transporter activity
Source: RefSeq, a predicted model, not a curated record
GGCGUGUGUAACUUCAACCUCUCAAUGUUACGGGUUGAUGCGACAAAUGGUUUGCGGGAUUUCGGUCACUGUUAGAAGAGUAACUUAUACAGAGAAAUCAACUCUUCACGAAAAAGUUCAGUAAUCCCAUAGGAAGUUUCAAGAAAAAUGAUCGACGGUGGAGAACAUGAUGCCUCCACGCAUCCACAGAGAAAAGCAAACAUAAUUUCCUUUCUGCUCUUCUGGUGGACAAACGAUUUGUUCAAAACUGGAAACCAGCGCCCUUUAGAACAAUCCGACUUCUGGCCGUUGCACGAAGAAGAUACAACUUCUGAAUUGACAAAACAGCUUCAGUCACAGUGGAUGAAAGAUCUCAACGAUCACAAACUAACUGAAAAAGAACCCAAAUUGUGGAAAAGUGCUUUGAAAGUUCUCUCUCUUAAGGACCUGUUAGUAAUUUCCUUUGCUGGGCUGAUAGACUCCGUGGGUCGAUUUCUACAACCUUUUUUCCUGGGGGUAUUUAUUUCUACACUUAUGUCGGACAGGCCUGAAAGAAGUCUGCUUUGCGGGUGCGCUGUAUUGAUGCUGAUAAUUGUAGUGAUGAAAAGUGUCGCUGUACAUCAUAGUAGCUUCAAACUGUACGUAAUUGGCAUGCGAAUGAAGGCGUCUCUCAAGGGAGUCAUCUUUAAAAAGAUUCUACAACUAAGCCAACACACGCUAAACGACUUUACCAAAGGUCACGUGGUCGAUCUGGUGUCCAAUGACGUUCAAAGAAUGGAACAAGCUGCCAGGCAAUUCUUCCGCCUUCUCGUCGCCAUCUUUGAUGUUUGUGUAGUGGUACCUUUGUUAUGGUACUUCAUAGGUUGGCAGGCAUUAACGGGGAUCAUCUUCUUAUUUCUUCUCGUACCGUUUGGUGGCUACUUGACAUACCUGUCAGGAAAGCUUCGCCUGCAGACCGCUGUCAUCAGUGACCGACGAAUAAAUCUCAUGACUGAAAUAAUCGCUGGGAUACGUGAAGUUAAAACCCAUGCGUGGGAAUGGUUUUUCAGAGAUCAUGUUAAGGAAGCUCGGAGGAAGGAGAUGAAGGUAAUUCGUUGCAAGAGCGUCCUCCUAUCAUGUGCGAUUUCUCUUAUGUAUACCUCGGGGAUUGUAGCUUCCUUCAUUUCUCUGUUGACCCUCGCUCUUUUUGGCCAUCACUUAACACCGUUCAUCGUUUUCACUCUCUUGUCCAUUAUCAACGUUCUUCGUAACAGCGCACUGAGGUCCAUAGGGGAAGGAACAAUGUUCGUUUACGAGGCUUACGUAUCAUUUCAAAGGAUACAAGAAUUUCUGAUGCUACAAAACCUAUGCAGUUUGACUGAUGUAAAACCGUUAACCAAAUUAACGAAAAAUGCAAGUCCUUUUGAAAAUGAAGAAUUUGAAGAUAUCAUCAACGAGCUCGCAUGUUUUGAAGAGUCAUUGAAGAAAUCUAAUGACAUAAAUAUCUAUAGAGAUGAUCUUGAAAGUAAAAAUAAACAUAAUCUUCUUGAAACAAAGAAUCUGGGAAAAAAUCAAUCUGAAAAAGCACGAAUAAUCAAAGACGAAGACUUGAAGGGAAAGCCUGAGAAAACGAUGGUCAAAUUAUCCAAUGUGACUUGUAAGAUUGAUUCCAAUAAGUGCUCGGUAAAGUCAAUCUAUUUGGAAGCAAACAACGAUCACUUUGCUAUCAUAACUGGUCCAGUGGGCAGUGGAAAAUCAACAUUACUAUCUAUAAUUACGGGAGAGAUUCCAGUCACUGAUGGACAUGUCCAGUGUUGCGGGACAAUUGCUUACGUACCGCAGGUUCCUUGGGUCUUCUCUGGUACCCUGCGAGAUAACAUCUUGUUUGGUCAACCAUUUGAUGUCGAAAAAUACGUCCGAACCAUCAGAGCUUGUGCAUUAGAAGAUGAUAUUGAAAGAUUUCCUGAUAAAGACCAAGUGGUUAUUGGAGAGCGAGGCGACACGUUAAGCGGUGGUCAGCGCACUCGCAUCAGUUUGGCUCGUGCUGUGUAUGCUGAUUGUGAUAUUUACCUGCUGGAUAAUCCACUCUCAGCUGUCGAUGCUAAUGUUGGCAAUGACAUCUUUAAUCAUUGUAUUCUUGGCGUUUUAUCUAACAAAGUUCGUCUUAUGGUUUCUCAUCAAGAGUCCCACAUGAAGUUCGCAGAUGAAAUCAUUGUUUUGCAUAGUGGCUCAGUGAUCGAUCGAGGAACUUUCUUAGAACUCAAUGAAAAAGAAGCACUGACAGACAUUCUAGACCCUCAAAACAAAAGUUUCCAUAAAACUUUUUUUGAAGAGCUUAUCACAAAAAAUACCAAAGUACAUUGUUCCGACAACAAGCAAGUCAAAAGCAUACAAAUCCCAGACGAAGACCGCAUGACUGGAACAGUGUCCUGCAAGCGUUACUGGGAUUAUUUAACGGCAGGAGUACAUCCAAUCCUUUUAGGUGGCAUGGCCUUAAUGUUCCUUCUUUGUCAAGGAGUCAUGAUUUCACCGGACCUAUGGCUUUCCUUUCUUACAAGACUCCCUAGUGAAGACCAGACAGACAGAAUUAACAUUGGAAUCUACGCCAGUUGUGUCACUGCAGCUGUUAUCCUUGCGACAAUUCGAGCUUACAUGUUCUUCCAGGUGGUACUGAGAUCCUCAGAGAGCCUUCACGAUGACAUGGUGACAGCCCUCCUAAAAGCACCGGUGUUAUUUUUUGACUCGAAUCCAAUCGGCAGAAUCCUUAAUCGAUUUUCUAAAGACAUCGGCUGCAUGGACGAAGUUCUGCCGAAGACAUUUCUGUUUGCAGUCCAGUUGGUGUUGUUCGUCUUGACUGCAGCUCUCGUUCCAUUAAUCGCAAAUGCGUGGCUGGCAGCAGUUGUUGUUCCUAUCAUCAUACUGUAUGUUUACAUUGCAAGGUACUUCAUGAAAACCUCUAGAGAACUUAAGAGGCUAGAAUCUGUGUGCCGCAGUCCUGUGUUGUCACAUAUCUCGGAAACAUUAGAUGGUUUGGACACCAUUCGUUCCCGUGGAAGACAACGCGAGUUUGCUGAUCAAUUACACAGAUAUCAAGACGUUCACAAUCAAGCAUAUUUCAUGGUAUUGGCUGCGACUCGUUGGCUUGGAAUAAGAUUAGAUCUCCUAUCUGCCAUCUUGAUCGGCGCUGUUGCCUUAGCUGCUGCUCUAUUUUGCCAUGACAACGCUCUUGUUGGUCUUGCAUUCGUGUACGUCUUUGAAACCUCUCACUUCACCCAGGUAUCAGUUCAACAGUCCUGUGAAGUCGAGAAUUUGAUGACAUCUGUAGAGAGAGUAAUGGCAAUCACCAAACUUGAACCUGAAAUGGGAUACGAUACACCAACAGAAAAACCAAAACAAUGGCCAUCAAAUGGAGACAUCAAAUUUACCGAGCUAUCUCUCACAUACUAUCCUGAGGGACCGGCGGCACUCAAGAAAAUUAUUAUGUACAUCGAAGGACAUUCCAAGGUUGGAGUUGUCGGUAGAACCGGAUCCGGGAAAUCAAGCAUAGUAUCUGCUCUUCUGCGCAUGCCUGAAGCUGAAGGGUCAAUCACUGUGGACGGAGUGGAGCUUACAAGUUUAAAUCUACAAGACUCUAGGAGUUGUAUCUCUGUGCUUAGUCAAAAUCCUGUUGUGUUCAGUGGAUCCCUUAGAAUGAACCUCGAUCCACUGGAAGAACAUAGCGAUGUUGAUCUGUGGGACGCAUUAGAAACUGUGCAAUUGAAAACACUCGUGGAGAACUUUCAGGGAAAAUUGGAUCAUACAAUGACAAACAAAGGAGUGAAUCUGAGCGUAGGAGAGAAGCAGUUAGUUUGUUUAGCUCGUGUUUUACUACAAGGGAGUAAAAUUGUGGUCCUUGAUGAACCCACUGCUCAUGUUGACCCCAAAACAGAACAAAUCAUACACCAAACAAUCCACGAAAAACUCAAAAACUCAACUGUAAUCACCAUCGCCCAUCGGCUGAAAACCAUUGAAGAAUGUGACAAGAUUGUACAGUUAAACGACGGACAAUUAGUAGUAGAGUCAUGUUAUGUUUGAAGUAGGUAGGUUGGGUACAAGAGAAAGCAAGCGCCAUCAUUUCCAUAUUCGUUUCCGCCAUUCGUACAAAUUAAACAUAGCUCUUUUUCCAAUAUUUGUAAAUAAUAUGAUAGUUAGGUUAUUUAAUUUGAUUUUUUUGUAUUGAUUUUUACAUCGACAGGAGUGCGAUGUAUAACUGCCCCUAUAAGUCAUGUAACCGACAAAGCAGCUGUGCUGUUCUGAAGAGCGAAACGAAAUCUCUAAGUUGCGCUUGAUUCCCCAGUCCAUAUAAGAGGGAAAGUU